Messenger RNA from Sapajus apella (tufted capuchin), 1581 nucleotides. RefSeq lists its product as uncharacterized. NCBI's taxonomy places the organism in Eukaryota, Metazoa, Chordata, Mammalia, Primates, Cebidae. The record is from RefSeq and is a predicted model, not a curated record.
GACCGUCUCCCCACAGCCCAUGCUGACUGGACUGGGGCCAUGAGUUCCUCUGACAAGGUGUCAUUUUUGGAGGCCAGUUUCAGCCCAGAGGGUGGUGAACAGGCUGGCGCCCUCACUGCAAGCUCGGGAGCACCACUGGGCCACGGCCACGUCCACAGCCUUCAUUUGGGGGUGCUGCGAAGCAGUAAGUGCAAGAGCGAGGGCGAGGGUGGGUUUGCAGACCCGGGGGGCUUCAGUGUGGAGUCAGACAGCGAACUGAUAGAGCAGGGAAGGGUGGUGCUCUGGGGCCGGGAAGCUCCGCCUGGCACCCCGGUCGACGACCAAGGGGACAGUGUGGACCACUCGUCCUACCUGGCCGAGGAGCCAGCCGCCGUCGUGCCGCCCACCAGCGUCCAGGGACACCCGUCCCCAGAAGGCGCCGCUGCCAAAGGGUCCGCUGACAACUGGGCGGGACUGGAGGUCGGUCCCAGUGAGAGAGGCACGCUGGGCCCCAGUCCUGGAAAAAAGCAUCAUGCCUCCGCCGGCCCUCUCCACGUCACUGGUCCCGGGGCAGGCCUGGCCUGGCAACACCUGCAAAGGGGCUCGAAGAGCAGAUGGAGAGUCCGCGUGGAUCCCCAGCAGCCCUCCGCGAAAGGCCCCGCCGUGCUGUCUGUGGAAGAUGAUUCCACAGAUGAGAGCUGCGACUUGCGGACGAUGAGAGUGGGCAUUCGCAGCAACGGAGGGAGCCAUGCCAAGUCCCCGAGCCCCAAGAAAACAGCAGGCACACGGAGGCACCGCCAGCAGAGUUUCCCGCCGGUGCCGGGCCCUUUCCUGACCUCUGCUCCGCGCGGACUCACUCCACUUGUGGAGAGGCCGGCUGUGGGAGAGCUGGAGAACUCUCCCUGGAAGAAAAUGCAGAGCUGGGCCCUGGGAAAGGUGGAGGUCAGGCCCAGCUGCUCAGGAGCUGCCAUGGCAGGGGCCCUGCCCCGGGGCCCUCAGAGGAGGAAGAUGGCCCAGGAGAAGAAGUUUCAAGGAGGUGCCUCUCAACUGGCCCCGGGGAGAGCAAUUCCUAUCCGCCAAGACAGCUCAGCCACUCCCCAGGAGCCGGCCACCAUCCAGCCAUUCUCAGGUGUGUGGCCGCAGGGGAUGUCCAAGAAACCCCAGAAGCCUAAGCACAGCAGCCCUGCCAGGAGGAAAGCCACAGGAAGUAGGACCAGGGAGUGCCAGGCUGCGGCUAGAGAGGAUAAUGACCCACAUAGAGAUGACAUGCCGGGGGCCCAAUUUCGCUCUCACAGGCUAGGGCAGUCUUGCCUGUCCAUGUGUCAUGGAGAAUUCAGCAGCGGCCACCCCGGCAUCAGAGCUCCCCAAAUUCCAGGAAUUUCAGAGCCCUCGGCCUACAGCCUGGGAGGCCUCGGGACCAGACACCAUGCAACCUCCAGUGACCAGAAGCCACGUGUCCAUCCUCUGAGACCGGAAAGACAGCAGCCGCCCCCGGGAGCCCAGGGCUGUCCUCGGUGUGUCUGGCUGCAGAGGGAAGUUGAGGACCUUAGGGAGCAACUAGCGACCAUGCAGUACUUCACUGACAAGUUCCAGAACCUUUGA